This is a messenger RNA of Paramecium sonneborni, 4010 nucleotides long. Lineage: Eukaryota; Ciliophora; Oligohymenophorea; Peniculida; Parameciidae. The record is from the annotation of a GenBank genome assembly.
AUGAGUGAUAUAUUAGUAAUCACUUAAGAGUUAAUCAAUGAUGUUGACAGGUAAUUAUCGAUAAUUUAUAUCUAGAACUAUCAAUUACUUUACAGUAAGCGAUCUAAGAAGAAAGAAUAAAUUCAUAUAUCAAUAUUUGUCUGAUUAUUACUUAAAAUAAAAAAUUCCAUUUGAAAAAGUAAUUUAAUUCUUUAGAAAUAUCUAAGUAAUCAAAAUUAAUUUAUCAUUAGUAAAAUGAAGCCUCCUUUACAAUUCUUUUAGAAAAUCUUUAUCUGUGUACUAUGGUCAUUUAAUAAUCAUCUGACUCAAGGAAACUUUUAAUCUAAUUAAUGCAAAGUUUGGCGGAAAGAUUAACAUAAACUUAAAAAUAAAUCUUUUUUGACAAUUUUGAUGAAGAAGUCUUAUGGGAAUGCGGAUUUGUUUAGUAGGAUACAUUCUCUUAAAGAAAGAGAAAAAUUAAUACAGAUAUCAAUUUUUGCUAAAAUAAAUUUUGGUCUAUGAAGGAUGAAAAUGAAGGUUAUUGCAAAUUAAUGGUUGAAAUUUUAGAUGCAUCAAAACACACUGACAUCUAUGAUGAAGAAAUUUAAUAAAGAAUUGAAAAUAUUAUUCAUUUAAUUGGAUAUUUUGAUUUGGAUCCAGAUAGAGUUGUAGAUAUAAUUAUUCAAAGUUGGAUAGAAUAUCCAUAUAGUUUGUCAUAUGUAAAAAUUCUUAAACAAUUUAAAUGCAUCUCUGUUUGUUAAUUUUUAGGCAAAAGAUUUGAAUCAAUAGUUUAAACACUCUCUAACAAUAAUAAUAUUAGUAUUUUAAUGACUAAGAUGGCUAAUGCAGCAUAGAUUAUGUAAACAGAUUAGAAAAUCCCUGAUCAUAAAUUAAUCAUCAUAACAGCAACUGCAUUAAAAUAUAAAUUAUUUGAACUUGGAAAUAUUUGGAAAUAUUUGUAACCUAAUGAUUAAGAUUUUUCAAAAAUCUUUGAAGACUUAGCAGAAGAUAGUUAUAAAUAUUAUAAGUCUUUUGAUUAAGUUAUGCAAAUAGAAGAAGUGAGAGAUUAAAGAAAUAAUAAUGAUUAAUCAGAAAAAUUGAAGAAGGAUUUAUUUGGACAAUAAUUAUGUAAUUAAAAUUAUUUAAAUAGAUAAUUAAAAAUUAUGGUUAAUGUAAGGAUUAAUUCACAUUAAUGCUUUUAACAUAUUUUAAGAGUUAUAUAAAUCUUUUGAAGGAAUAGUAGACUUUACAAUAUUUUUACCUAUAAAAAGAAGUUUGGCUGAUUUGAUUGAAUGGAUGAUCGAUCCAUUGCAUGAUUAAUUUUAUAUAAAAACACUUUUUAAGAGUAGAUCUAGAGAAUAAAAAAAAGUAAAUUAUAUUCGUUUAAAUGAAAUAGUUUGUAUAUGAUCCAAAUUGUACUACAGCAUUUUAAAUUAAAUAAUUAACAGUAAUUGAUGAAGAUGCAAUUUCAAUAUUGAAUGAAAUUCUUACAAUAUUUUCUCCAUAUAUAGGUGAAUAUCCUUUAGUAUUUCAUAAAUUGUGUAGAGUAUUAAUUAAUUCAUAAAAUCCUGAUGUUUAACCAUUAAUCCUUGAUCAUUUGAUUCCAGCUCUAUAGAGUGGGGAUUGUUUACCAAUUGUAAUUGAAUUAUGGAAAUACUUGGGAUAGUUAGAUUUUCGAAAAAGAUUUGAUUGUUAUUCAAAAUGGAAAGACCUUCAUUAAUUCACUACAAUAAAUUAGACUAUAAGAGCAGCAUAAUUAACUAAAGAACAUAUUAGAAGUUUCUUCAAUAAAAUUGAUAAAGAUAAUAAAGAUAAAAUGAUGAUUAAAUUUGCUAAACUAUCACACAAUUAACCAAUGAUUGUAAUGAAUGUUUUAAGGAGAAAUAGAUUAGAUAUUUCAGAUAAUAAUUCAGUUAUUGUUCAUACUUUAGGGUUAUCAACCCCAUUAUCUUUGGAUGUAUUAUAAUUUAUAAUAAUUCAAUGGCUGUGUGAUUUUAAUGAUGAAUCUAAAGUUAGAGACAAAGAUAUUGAAUGUCGAUAUUGGUUUAAAAAUAUUGCAUAAUUCAUUGCAAGUGUAUUAAGAAAAUACUAUACAACUGAUAUGUAAGGAUUGUUUGCAUAUUUGAUUGAUGUUUUUUCAACUGACUAGAGCAAUCCAUCAAUCUCGAAGAAUGAAUCUAUAAUUAAACCUGAAAUUUUAAUUUUAAGGGAAUUGAUUGAAAAAAUGACAGGAAUAGUUCAUAUAGAGGAUCUUACACCUUAACAAAUCUAAGCUUUGGCAGGAGGAAGAUAUAUCUAACUUGAAACUACUUCAUAAACUAAUGAAUUUAGAAGAUCAAGAAAAAGUUCAAGUGCUUUAGAAUAAUUCUUUUGGUCAUAAACCAUUAAUUCUCAAAGAAUUUUGAAUCAAAAUAAUUAAGAGGAAGUAGUUUCAUUAGCUUUUUUGAUGUUAGUAGUACUCUGUUAAUAGAGGUCUAGAUUCAUCUUAAAUUAUCAUAAUUAAAAUUUGAAACCUUUGGUAGCAUUGUAUGAUAAUUUUACGUGUAGUAUUAAUUAACUUACUAAAUGUUUAUUGUUUUAAACAGACAAACCUACUCAUUAUGCUUAACUAUUUCCAGAGAAUCCACUUGAAAGAAUGGUCAUUGAUUUCAAGUUGCCUUUUGAAAUCGCUUUUCAUAUUGUUAGAUAUAGCUAUAAAAGCUUGUAUAAUAUGAGUGAAGAGGAAUUUUAAGAAGAAGUAGAAAAUAUCAAAAGUAUAUAUGACAAAAUAGAUCCGAAAGUUAUGUGUUUAAAUCCAGACAUAAACAAUUAGUAAGUUCCCUAAUUGCCUUUGAUAUGCCAUACUUAUGUGAAAGACAUUUUGUGGACAAUUAUUAAUCCUGAAUUGUUUGCAAUAUUUUGGCUGUUAAGUUUGGAUAAUAUUUAUGUGCCAUAAGCUAUUUAUGAUUAAUAACUAAAAUGGUUGUAAGAAACAAUCAAUAAAACUUUUGAUUCUAAAGAUAGGCAAAGCAAAUAACAAUAAAAAGCAUUUGAUAAAUUAUAGAAUGAAUUAGACAAUAAUAAAAAACGAUAAGAGUAAUUUGAUAAAUGUUUGGGAGAUAAGAAAUAAGUUUUCAGUUUUAAAGAAGCUGAUUAGGCGAAAGAAAAUUAUCAUAUCAAAUUUGCUUAAUGUUUAUCUUAAGUUUGUUUAUUACCAAGGAUAUUAAUAGAUCCAGCAGAAGCAAUAUAUUGUGCAAAGUUUGUUCAAAAAAUGUUAACAAUUGGUAAACCUAGAUAUACCUACACCUUCUAUGUACCUAAAGAAAUUAUAUAUUUCACAUUUACGUAUUUAUAAUGUGCAACUGAAGAAGAAGCAUCGAAUUUGAGUAUUUUUAUGUAGUAACUGAUUAUACCGUAUGCUAAUUGGAACGAUGAAACUAAGUUUAAGAAUGACCUGAAAAACUAUUUUGACACAUCUAUUGAAGGUUACGAUAGAGAAAAAUCGUAUAUAAUUUAAAAUAUAUUUUUCAAAAUUGCCUAGUUCAUCAGAAUUUUGAAAAACAAUGAGACAUAGGUAAUUAUAAGUAAUUAUAGAUUAGGUUCGAAAUGCCUUAAUAUUUUUGAAGAGAGUCCAAGAUAUAUUUCCUCCGACUUAGUAAGUUGCUGAAAUUAUCAAAAACUAUCUAUAAGAUGUGGAGAAGGAUUAUGGUCAUAUUCAAGACAUUAAAACCUAGAUUAAGAAUUUUCAUAUAGAAGAUAAAAUCAAUACUCUACCAGUUUAUGCUCCAAAGACAAAUGUAAAUAGCUAAAAUCACGAUUCGAAGAAGUAGGCGCCAAAUAAUGAAAAAAUAAAAGCAGUUGGAAAAGCAGUUGAUGGUGAACAUGAAGAUUAUAAUCACAAAGAUCAUUCAGAAGAGAGAAGAAACCAUGGUAAUAAAACUGAAGUUAGACAAGUUCCUAAAAAAAAGAAAAGUCACGAUAAAGAAAGACCUCCAAAGAGAUAAGAUAAAUCAUGAAUAAUUGAUAUUAUAUAUAAAAGUAAAAACCUUGAC